Lycium barbarum (goji berry) is the source of this 1930-nucleotide messenger RNA. RefSeq names its product heptahelical transmembrane protein 2-like. Gene Ontology annotation, molecular function: signaling receptor activity. Bases 582 to 1661 code for a protein of 359 amino acids. Gene Ontology annotation, biological process: response to hormone. The record is from RefSeq and is a predicted model, not a curated record. The transcript has 5 exons. Gene Ontology annotation, cellular component: membrane. Lineage: Eukaryota; Viridiplantae; Streptophyta; Magnoliopsida; Solanales; Solanaceae.
AAAUAUAUUUAUUUAAUAAGCUUUGCCAAAGUUUAUGCUUAUUAGUGUUUCUUGUCCUAUGAAAGUAAAUACAUGUCAACUAUUUUUCCUACCUGUCUAAGACUAUCUCCAAUCUUGCACCAUUUUUUGCACUAAAUGCUAUUUUUUUACAAAAAAUAAUGUUUUGGAGCUCCAACCUUACAUCAUUUUUUGCAUCAAAUGCUAUUCAUUAAUAAUUUAUUAUUAUAUAACACUUUUAAUUUAACAUAUUAUAAAUUUUAAUUUUUACAUUUAGAUUCCUAAUAUACCUAUUCAUCUACACCAUUAGUAUUCAUUAAUAUUUUAUUAUUAUUUUUUUUAUUAUAUAACACUUUUAAUUUAACAUAUUAUAAAUUUUAAUUUAUAAUUUAUUAUAAGUAGAAAAUUGUACUAUAUUGAGUGAAAGUCACGCCCCUCAAGUUUCUAAUGUAGUUCGUCACUCUAACAAUUUAGAUAGAAUCACAAGUUACAAGCAAUCACUUUUUUUUUUUGGGUUUAAAUCGGCGAUAACAGAGCAACGUACAAUUUUCCGGCGAAAAGUCGCCGGAAUCUGAGAUCGCUUGAUGAAUAACAUGAAGAACAGAGGAAAAAAGAAGAGCUCGAAAAUCGGAAAAUCAGAGCAUACUGAAUCCCAGGAAAUGAAGGAGAAGAAGUUGAAGCGUAGUAGAUUGAUGAGGUUUGAAGAAUUACCUGUGUAUCUUCAAGAUAAUGAGUUUAUUAGAGAUUAUUAUCGGUGUGAAUGGCCUCUUAAGGAUAUUGCUCUUAGCAUCUUCUCUUGGCACAAUGAGACUCUUAAUAUUUGGACGCAUUUGGGAGGUUUUUUAAUAUUCAUCACGCUGAUGAUAAUGAGCUUGACGGAGAAGACAGCAAUGGAUACUCUGCUUUCUGGUUUCUCCAGACCGGCGGGUGAGGGACGGUGGAUGUCGAUGAAGAAAAAUGGGACAGCUGAUUAUUUUCCGGAUUCUUAUACAAGUCAGAUCUCAAACCCCUCAUUUCUAGGUGCAUAUGGAGAUGGUUAUGAAGUUGCCAUAUGGCCUUGGUUUGUUUUCUUAGGAGGGGCUAUGAUCUGUUUAGUCUUCAGCUCUGUCUCUCACCUUUUCGCUUGCCACUCGCAUAAAUUUACCCUCUUCUUCUGGCGUCUUGAUUACUCUGGGAUUUCUAUCAUGAUCAUCUGCUCUUUCUUCGCUCCCAUAUAUUACACUUUCUGCUGUCAACCGUGCUGGCGUUUCUUUUACCUAACAUCCAUUACUAUAGUCGGUAUCCUUGUCAUUAUCACACUUUUCGCCCCGGCUCUCACCUCUGGUAAAUUCAGAUCAUUCAGGGCUGCUUUGUUUCUUGCUAUGGGUUUCUCAGGUGUGAUUCCAGCAGCCCAUGCUGUUUCCCUUUACUUUCAUCAUCCACAGGUACUGGUGGCUCUAGCCUACGAGAUCGCCAUGGGACUUUUGUAUGCUGCUGGAGCAGUGUUCUACGUUACAAGGUUUCCAGAGAGAUGGAAACCUGGUGCGUUUGACCUUGUAGGACAGAGCCAUCAAAUCUUCCAUGUACUCGUUGUUGCAGCAGCCUUCGCGCAUAGUGUAGCAACUCUUGUUAUUAUGGACUGGCGUCGAGGAUUGCCACCGUGCAAUGCAGGUAUUCUUGGAUAGAAAAUACAUCUCAAAUGACAUUGCCAACUCAGGAACUUCAUUACUCUAGCUCCUAGCACGAACAUGAAUUAGAAAGAUAUCACUAUGUUGAUUACCAAUUAGAUGCUUCACCAUUUCUAUUAGGAGUAGUUUACGUGCACGGUGCAUCAAUAUAAUAACAUUGAUAAUUCUCAUACUGUAGUCUUUGUAUCUUACUAAAACAUAUAUGUCCGUUGUGCCAUGGAUUCUUAUGAGUAUAUACGUGAUAUUGUGAUGCCUAUUUUGAAAGA